This is a messenger RNA of Anthostomella pinea, 297 nucleotides long. NCBI's taxonomy places the organism in Eukaryota, Fungi, Ascomycota, Sordariomycetes, Xylariales, Xylariaceae. The record is from the annotation of a GenBank genome assembly.
AUGUUCCCGCUCGACGUCCUUCACGCCGGCGGACUCUUGAUCACAGUUGCUAUCGGUGCUACUUCGAUGCUGGCACCUCAGUACCUGGCCGGCUGCACCGCAACAGAACUCGCAAAGCAUGGGGAGUCGAAAGAUGACUUGUUCGAUGAGUCCCACUUCACGACGUGGAAGCGUGCCUACCCAACCCAGGUAGAGAAGGUGCAUUGUGGUGUGUUUGACAGGAUGAUCGAGGAUGUCAAGUUCAGGAACGAGGACGACUUCAAGGUCCCUUCGGUGCACAUGCAGGAGAGGGUCUGA